AGCCUGUUGUUCUUUGUGGGUGUCCCCUUUGUACUUGACGGGCCUGAGCCGCUUUUAGGAAAGGAAGACUGCUCUUCUCUUUUUGUUCUUAUCAUUGUAGUGCAACGAAGGAAAACAAACAGCGCAGAGGAGUGGCGGUGUAUAAGACUGGCGCAGUGGAGGAUCUUCCGUGGACGGUGAAAGGUGCCGAAUAGAAAGCUGUGUCAAGUAACCCUACUCGUAGCAGAAAACCGAUAAGACUGUGGUGGCCGAAGGAGGGUGUUAUUGCUCCGUGCUUUCCCUUUGAUUCGUGUUGGACGUGGUGUGUCGUUGUCGGAGGCGCUGCACCGCAGCUUUAGUGGCGCGUCAUCUUGAUUCACUCGGCAUCUCACGGAUUUGGAUUUGCCAACUGUCGUUUCAUACUCCUUUUUCUUCCGUUACGAAAGGAGCGCGAGCGAUUGACGUGUCAUUCGGUAUCUAUCGACGUUCAAAGCGGCACAAAAAGGAGAGAGAAUAUCUCCUCUGUUUUGUCUCGGAGGAAAAGUUGGUGUAAGAAUUACUUCCCUUUGAGCUCUUGAACGCUGCGCUAGUCAAAUUGGGCAAGUGUCUCUUCUUUUAUCAUUUCUUUUCUUUUUUCCGGUGAAUCAUGGAGUCGUCCGCCCCAGCAACGUCGUCGGCAGCAUCCGGCCCGUCCUCGAUAGAGGAGGUGCUGGCCGGGCUGACGUGGGCGCGCGGCCUCACCGACGCUGCCCUCGCUGCCGACCGCGUGCACGGCGCUUUUGUGUCGUUAAUCUUCAGCUUCCCGCAGGACGACGCCUCCGAUGCCGAGGGCAACGGUGCCCGUCGCCUGAAGACGGCCGCGGAGCGGCAGAAGGAGGCGGAGCGCGAUCGCCGCCUGCGUGAGGAGGCGCGACGGGAGCUGGAGGAUCUGCGCAACGAUCGUCUCAGUGAUCACGACGGCGAUGCUCACACCGACGAGGAGGAAGAAGAGGACGUAGACGAGGAAGAAGAAGCAGAUAACAUGGGUGAGUUUGAGACGAACGAGUUCAUGCGCUGGAUUGAGGCAGGAGCGGCGGACAGCAUCGUACCGCCGCAUCAGCGACUCGGUUCGAAGUUGCGUGAGGAUGUGGAGUACAAGCUGGAGAAGACCGGAUUGGGCCAUACGACGGAGUCGGCGCUGCGGGAGACGUGCCCAGAGCGGCUGAAGGAAGCCAUCUUCGAGCCGAAGCCGCUCCCUGGUGGUGGUAUGUGCGAUUUCUCGUUGAAUCGUGAGGUGUACUGGGUGCUGCGGCAGCUGCGCAACGCCGGCCAGCCGCUGGCGCACAACACCCGCAUCUGUGCCUUGGCGAGCCGUCCGCUGUUGGAGAUCGCCGACGAACCCGUCGUCGUGGCUCUCGGCUACGCCUUGCAGAAGAUGACGGUGGAACAGGUGGAGCCCGGGCACCUCAUGAUGUAUCACCAAACCCCAUUGCACCCCCUCCUCUCCGCGCUGCUCGAGGGCUCUGUGCUGGCCGAAGACGCCAAGCACACAGUGUCCGUGGCCUCGUACGCGUUCAACGCCGUUACCGGGCAACGGCUGGAGCCGGUGGUGGGCGAGACGUAUGUCGGCUUCGACGCUGCUGCACGGAACGUCAUCGGCGAGGGCGACCCGCUCUGGCGCAGCGACCGCCAUCAGCGGCAGUACGCGCAGCGCAAGCCGUGCUUUCUCGAGCUGGGCCGUCUUCUCGUGCGUCUCGUGGAACUCGAUCGCCUCUUUCGCGGACUGGAGUACCGUCGGCAGCGCAUGGUGGCCGCGCUCAAGGACCACCCCGACGCCCGCGUGCAGGACCAGCGCGUGGUCCUGAGCUCCAUCGUCUUUGAGAGCGCCGUGGAGGCGGACAUUUGGCUCACCUUUGUCGAAAACCUGCAAGGCUUUCACGGGGCGGACCCGUACCUGCGUGUGCGGGAGCUGGGCCUGGAGGACGCCUUCGAGGAGUUCAGCAUCACCGGUCUGCAGUACCAGGAGAAUCUGCGCACCAACACGGCGGUGACGCUGUGCCCCAGCAACACGCACGUCCGCCUGCAGGACUGGGCCACAAGUGUGGGCCGCACGUUGUUGAAGGCGAUGGACGGCGAGCAGGUGCUCUCGCUCUUUACCAAAGCUCUCGUCUCGCAGUUCUCGAAGACGCCGAUAUUGGCCAGCAAGGUGGUCGACGUGUUCUGCGCCGAGGGCGACCUCAUCGUGAGCUAUAAGCGGUCCGAUCGGCCGGACCAGAUCUUCUCACUCGCCAGCGUCUUCACGGAGCACUCGCAGUACUUCUUGGAGCUGCUCGAGAUGGAGCGCAACGACCUCGUGAAGCUGUACUUCGUACUGGACCAGAAACUGGUGUACGACAUUCUGAACCUCGAUGGCCUCUACCAGCGUCGCGAGGACACGGACUGGUGGCGCGCCCGCGACGAGGCGAUGAACUUCGUGGUGAUUCGCCUGCUGGAGUUGCUGCCGACGCAGGUGCGGGCGCAGCUCACGGCACAUGCCGAGUACGCCGUCAACGUCGCCUCUGCCCUGCGCCUCAGCACCUUCUGCGCGCUCAGCCCCUACGCGCCGACGCGUCUCUGCCUCAGCGACUUCGACGGGGCGGCGCGGCUGUGGGACCCGCAGUGGAACGUUGUCGAGGCGCUGCUCACCGCGCCGGCUGCACUGAAGGAGGUACGCGACACGAGUCGGGUGUGCGCUGUCUACCGGGGCAACAGCGGGGUCACUGCCUUCACUUUCAUUGACGAGCACGGCAACGUCGUCGGCGGCACCCGCUGGGUGGACUGCGCGCUGACCACUGUUAGUGGGCGGGAGCGGGCGGUGCUGCAGGCCGCCCAGCUGCGCAAGCUGUUUGCCCAGUGCCGCCCCUCUGUCGUGGCCAUAGCCGCCUCCUCCACGGCGUGUCUGCCGCUGCUGCGCACCCUCGAGGACUUCGUGCGCGAGCAGGUGCAGCAGAGCACCUUCGUCGACGUCCCGGUUGUGUGGACGAGUGCGGAGGUGGCGCGCUUCUACAGCGCCACGACCUACGCACGCCUGGAGCUGCCGCACGCAGAGAGCAUCCAGGUCACCUGCGUGGCCCUGGCGCGCUACGUGCAGGACCCGAUGCAGGUGCUGUGCUCUCUCUUUGACGGGGAGCAGACGGCACUGCAGCUGUGCCGCACCGCCCGCGUCUCCGGCACGCACGACCGCCAACUCUACCGCCGGCUGGGGUGGGAAAUGAGUCUGUGGGUUGCAGGCAUCGGCUGCUGGCUCGACGACGUCGUCUUCCGCCCCAACGCAGCGGCCAUUCUGCAGUUUGUGCCGGGAUUUGGCCCGAUGAAAGCGCGCGCCGUCGCCGCCGCCGUGUCGCAGUCCGACGUGCCGCAGAGCCGGCUGCAACUGGCGCCGCUGCUGCGGUCCUACGGUGCCGCGAUUGAGCGCAACGCCGUGGCUUCUAUCCGCGUCCGCUCGCCCAAGCAGUGGGAAGCCGGGCUGCCGUGGCACCCGCUCGAUCAGACGCUCAUCCCGCCGCAGUGGUACGAGAUCGCCGACACCGUCGUUGCGUCCACCGCGGCUCCCCUUCCUUCUUCCGCUGAUGUUACUGCUGCUGCUCCGCCUCCGACACCCCCGCAGGAAGUCGCGCUGAUCCGUUUGCUCAUGAUGGGGAUGGAGGAGCGCCGCGCCGCGUUGUACCGCGUUGACGUGCACGCGGUGGUGGGGAAGGUCAGGGCGAUGGAGGGCUGCGCCGAGGUCGGUCGGCGGGAGGUGGAGCUGGUGAUUGACGAACUCGUCGCCAACGGCCGCUCCUUCGCACGCCGCCCGUACCGCCGCCUCACCACCGUCGAGUUCAUGAGCGCCAUCACCGGCAUCACGUACCUUUCCGCCGGGGAUGUGGCGGCUUUAUCGAGGGGUGCGGGUGCGUGGGGCAGUGGCAGUGGCAGCAGCAGCAGCGGCGGCGGCGGCGGCGGCGGCGCUCGCCGCGGCACUUUCGUGGUGCGCGAGGGCGACUACGUCACCGGUACCGUCACCAGCGUGCGUGGGCGGACGGCGCCGGGCGUGCGGUUGACCACCUCGCGCGGCGUCAACGCGUUCAUCUCCGCGGUGGACAUCCCCGACGAGGCCUUGCGCGUCGAGCUGCUGACGUACAUUCGUGCAUUGGAGCAGCGCCGGGAUUGGCUGCAGAGGGACGACGAACAGGGGGCGCCGCCGCCGCUGGUGGAGGUGCCGGCGUGGCUGCAGCGCGGUGCGCUCCUGCAGGGCACCGUUCGGCGCUGCAACUGGGCGCGGUGUGAGCUGCAGCUGCAGUGGUGCCGCCCGCGUGACGAGCUGACCCUCGCCGACACCGAUGGCGAGGACGGCUCGAAUAUGCCUUCCUACGGCGCGGCGGAACGCGGUGGGGCCACCAGCAGCGUGAACUCUCUCAACACGGCACAGGUGGAGCAGCAGGUGCGGCUCUUUGCCACGAAGAUGUCGCGUCACCCACUCUUUCGUGAUGUGUCGAAGAACGUGUCGGCCGAGAUGCUGCGGGAUAAGGAAAUCGGCGAGGCCUUGCUGCGACCACGCUCGCACAGCUUGCACCGGGUGGUGUGCGAGGUGAAGGUCGGCACCACCGCGACGAACCACUGGGUUAUUUCCGAAGAGCGGCGCGACAACGGACAGUUCUACUACAGGGUGGAGGACCGUGUGGUGGACCGGCAGUGGGAGUUCACCGACGUGGACGAUUUCCUCUAUAGCUUUGUGAGCCCCAUGGUGAAGCACAUCCAGUCUGUCCGCUCGCACCGCCGCUUCGAAGACAGCACCGAGUACGUGCAGGCCGCGCUUGACGCGCAGAAGGAGGUGAGUGGCGGCUUCGCCUACGCCUUUGUGGAGACGGAGAGCAAGCGCAACCUGUACCAGGUGUACUCUAGCGGUCGCAACGAGACUUACCACUUCCCGCUGCACAUCACCAGCGAGUACAUCUACGUUCGCCUGCCCCUCUUCUCAGACGGGAAGGCGGUGUACAAGUGGGUGCCGUGCCCAAGCGCAGAGCGGGUGAGUGAGGCGAUUAAGAACUACGCGCGCACGAUGAGCAGGCGCACCGCGGAGGAGGCAGGAACGGCAGCAUAUUAG
Messenger RNA from Leptomonas pyrrhocoris, 5080 nucleotides. RefSeq lists its product as hypothetical. Lineage: Eukaryota; Euglenozoa; Kinetoplastea; Trypanosomatida; Trypanosomatidae. Gene Ontology annotation, cellular component: transcription elongation factor complex. The coding region runs from base 626 to 5080 and encodes 1484 amino acids. The transcript has a single exon. Gene Ontology annotation, biological process: mRNA transcription by RNA polymerase II; nucleosome organization; transcription elongation-coupled chromatin remodeling. The record is from RefSeq and is a predicted model, not a curated record. Gene Ontology annotation, molecular function: nucleosome binding; histone binding.